CCCCCAAAAAAAAUCUAUUAUAGUUUUAAUAAGUAAUUGUAACCAAACGUGUUUAGAAGCUUUAGUUGUUGAUUUUUAGAGCGUCACUUAGCAUGCUAGGAUUUCGUCUCUGACUUUUCACAAUAAAAGUCUCGCUCCCAAAACCUCACUGCCCCUUUCCUCAGAGGAUGGCUUCAUUUGGAUGGAAGAGGAAAGUUGGAGAAAAGGUUUCCAAGUCGGUGGUGCAGAAGUUUGAGGCUGAAGUGGAGAGUGCUGGAGGGGAUGAAAGAUGUCAGGAGGAUGAGGUGGACUGGCUUCAUGCUAUAAAGCGGCGGAAGGAGAUCCUGCAGGAAGACUGUGUCGCCAAGAGCAAGAGGCUGAAGGAUGAGGGAGCACUGCUGGCUGACCAAGGCAGGCACUGGGAGGCUGUUAAGAAGUGGGACGAGGCCAUUCAGCUGACACCAGACAACCCAUUACUGUAUGAAAUGAAGUCUCAGGUAUUAACCAUCCUGCAUGAAGUGUUUCCAGCUGUGCAGGCUGCAGAAAUGGCAAUAAAGCUCCACCCCCUCUGGUGGGAGGGCUGGCAGACUCUCGGCCGUGCCCAGCUAAACCUUGGCGAGGUGGACCUGGCUCUGAGGUCCUUCCAGGUUGCAGUUCACCUGUGCCCGUCAGAUCCCUCUCUGUGGCAGGAUGACUUGGCAUGGACACAGAGGUUAAAGAAGCAGCGUCUGGCAGCCAAGGAGAAGAUAUGUCAAAAGGAGGAGGCCAAAAAACAGCUACUCAGUGCACCCGAGCUUGAGCAGGACUACGACUUUGAUUCGGAUGAGGUCCUGGCUGCCUGUGUGGCUGUGGCCGAGCAGCAGAGAAAAUACGAGGAGCUGAUGAGGACAGACCAGGAGAACAAGAUAAAUGUCCUCACUGAGGAAGGAGGCUCGGUGGACACAGCGUCACUAUCAAAUGAACAGUUCGUCAAAGCACGAGGAGUGUGAAGUCAUCGCUGCAUGAGCUGAUUUACAGGCUGUUUUUAAAAACCUCUCUGGUGAUUCCUCACCAAAUGAGAGGUUUCCAGUUGUGUGUGACACAGCUUAAUUUAGGUGUGUAUUAAGAGGCUGUAAAUUUUUCCAAUUUGAAGGAUGUCUUCGUUUCGCAUUACUGCGGCAGACUGACUUCACUACAAAACAAACUGACCGCCUUGUUUCAUGUGUGCAAAGGUGUGACAUCAUACCAGGGAGCACAAGUGUUGAGCUUCAGUUUUGUUUUAAACAUGAAGGUUCCCAAAAUGAACCAAGCAUCACACAACCUCCACACAACUGUAACAGUGACUUGAAUCCUCAGAAAACCAGCUGUUGUUUAUUGAUCUGAUUAUUAUACUUUAAGUGAAUUAAAAUCAACCUCAAACUCAGCUUUACACAGAAUGCAAAAGUUCCUUCAAAUCAUGGGAAGGAGAAGUAAAUGGGAAUUAUCAGCAAAUUCUCAUGAAAGUUUUAAAGAACAAGUUAAGCUUUUAACAACCACAAUCACAUGAAGGUAUUGUUAGCGGUCAAGCCUCUGAGUGCUGUUCUCACCUUUGUCAAAUGCUUUUUUGUGAGAAAUCCUGUUUUUUCAUUCAUUCUCUACACCCAUUUAUUAUGAUUAAUGGUACUGUUGGGGGGUUACACCAUGGACAGGUCAUGAGUCCAUCGCGGGGUCACAUAUAGACAAACAAACAACAGUUGAAGUCUCCAAUUCACCCAACUUGCAUAUCUUUGGAAGUGGAAGGAAGCCAGAACCCCUGGAGGGAAAACAUUCAAACCCCACACAGAAAGGACCAGGUGGGAAGCGAUCCCAGGACCUUCUUGCUGUGAAACAAUAGUGCUAACCACUAAGCCACCCUACUGCCGACAUCAUGUUUUGAAAAGAAAAAUAGUUAUUUUGGAAGUAGGCCAUGAUAGUUGAUGAGUUUUCAUAUGAAAAGUUGCAAAAAUCCUCUAUAUGCUCAAAAGAGCAACAAAGUAUUUCUGGCCACCUUUAAAAACACAAAGGAAAAUCUUUGAUUCAUUUGUACCGCUGAAAUGACUGUGUCAGACAAAGAGUCACUGAGGGAGAUUCAAAUGAAGAUUAUUAUCUGCACUGUGGGGGAACAUCAGUGUUGGCGGUUUGACUAUGUGACAGGAUCCAGCACACAGGUGCCUCAGUGUGGAGGAACCAGCGGCUGGAGGAGGUCAUGAGUGCACAUGUCGCCUGGCUGCAAAAAGAUAGAUGGUUGCGUUUGAUAGUUGAGGAUGUAGCGGUUUUGUGAUGUGGUGGAUAUACAGGCCUGACCUUAGGUGUUAGUGGUACGAAACAUCAGAAGAAAUAUGGCUAGCUCUUUCCUUAAAAAAAAAAAAUAUAUAUAUAUAUAUAUAUAAUUUGUUUUUGUUUUUUUAUAUAUAUGUGUGUGUGUGUGUCAUCAGGUUCUGUGUGUCUUCAGGUUGUUCAUUGUGGAUUUUGAGCACUGUGUGUAGGGUUUAUAUUCAUUUCAUAAUAAUCACCAUGAAUAUAGGUUGUAAGUAUCAAAUGUAACAGCACAUUAAUAGUUACAUUGUUCAAAUUUAAGGUUCAGAAAACCCCUGUUUUGAGUUUAUUUAGCGCUCUGGGAAAAUCCUCUUCUACUCAUCCACAUUUGCUGUUCAGUCAUUUGUGUGAAAAAAGAAUUUGUAAUAUUUUGGAAUUGACAGCGUUUAAAAGAGUACACAGAUAUUUGCUUAUUAAAAAAUAAUAUGAUUAAGGUUGCUCUUCCUCCCCCGUGACCCUUGAUUGGAUUCAUGGAUUCAUAGAAAAUGAAUGAUUAAGGGUGUAAAAUAGUAACAAUGAUCUUGUCCUUGAAGAAAAAAAUGCACAAAUCUGACAGCCAAAAAAGUUGAAAGUUGGUUAGGUGUCAAAAGCAGACAGGUGUGUUUGUGAAAAUAUUUUUUGGUGGAUGUGGAGUGAAUAAACACCAGUCAAAAUGUGGAACAAGUCUGUUUUUUUCUGAUUAUACCAAGUUGUGCUGAGACUGAACACAUUACAGAUUUUAAAUUCUAACUGCUUAGCUGUUCUCAUCUGUGCUGCUCAAACUGUUGGUAGUAGGUACCGUUUCUGUAGGGUAGUUAAAUAUAACAAAAAAAAAAAUCAUUUCUGUAAAAGCCCAUUGAAAAUCCUAAUGCAGAUUCACUGUGAGGAAUGUGAAAGUCUGGACUGCGUUAUAGGCAGGUGUAAAGAUACUGUUUCUGCAAGUUCCUGGAAAAAUAAAUGUUUGUGAAAGAAGUUUCACUUUGAUCCCCGUCUAUAGAACUGUAUCUAACAUGUACAGCUGUUGUGUAUUUUCCAGGCACCAAGUUGAGCUUCCAGAAAAUGAAACACUUACACUGAGAUAAGAUGACAUAUAGUGUGAGUCAAAGAGAAACCGAUUAAAGCUGCACUUUACGCAAGUAAGAGUGGCCAGUUUUGGUUUGAGAAACACAGUAUAGUUGAGUGGCAUCUUCCAAGAACAACCAUUUAACCUUUAACAUCUUUUAAAUUCAGAUUAUAAAUG
Thalassophryne amazonica is the source of this 3511-nucleotide messenger RNA. It is a transcript of the gene ttc33, whose product is annotated as tetratricopeptide repeat domain 33. The transcript has 4 exons. Lineage: Eukaryota; Metazoa; Chordata; Actinopteri; Batrachoidiformes; Batrachoididae. Bases 168 to 968 code for a protein of 266 amino acids. The record is from RefSeq and is a predicted model, not a curated record. Gene Ontology annotation, molecular function: protein binding.